CAGGGUACAUUUGGAUUCAGAAUUCCCCCUUUUCUAAGCAAGAAACGCGUCUGUGGUCAUUCAGUCAAAAACCGUGCCAAACCUUGCUCGUACUGAAGAACAAACAGGCACAAACAGCGUGCGAUUCCCAGCUCUGAGCUUAAUUUGAGCUGCUCUGUGCAGAAGGUAAGCGGGACCGGGUUUUAGAGCAGACGCAAGGGGUCUACAUGUGUCAGGAGACCGCAGCUCUUCGUAAUAACCAUAUAAGGAUUUGAACAAGGUCUGUUCGCUUUCGACUUUACCUUUGAUGUUUAUGGUUUAACGCGAAGAUGAAAGCUAGAAUGAUGUGCAUUGUACACGUACAGAAGGAUCGCGAUAUGCAAGCUGCAAAUCCCCCCAUAAUCCCCGUCUGUCUUUGUUGUUUGGAACCAGUGUGGGUGUGAUGGUACAUUGCAACUAUUAACCCACUGUAUGCGAAGUCUAGUGCAUUGCAUAAUAUUAAUGCUGGAAUUACACUGGCCCAUUUCAACUUAAGCAUGCUUGUCAUAGUAUAGACACCACUAAACCGCUAACAGCAUUACUUAUCUGCUUCAUUUUUUUAAUCAAACAUUCUAAAGCAACAUUUUUUGCAGGUUUUUGUAGGUUCCCUGUGCACAUGGUGUGGAUGUUGGAGUUUGCAACGUACGGUGGGUAGAAACAGCAGGCCCGCUGUUUGAGCAUCAAAACUAAACAUGGUGAGGCUGGAGCUGGAUCAGGUGGUGAUGAGGAGGAUGAAGGAGGACGACAUAGAGAUGAUCAAAGCCCUCAUCAAGGAGGGCUGCGAGGGCACAGAAAACCGUCUCAUCCUCCACAUCCUCACUCGUCCCCUCUGCCUCUUCAUUUUGGCUGUUUUCUCCUCAAUCCUACGUUGCCUUGUCCACUCCUUUAUCCUGGCCCUUGCUAUUCCUGUCUUCCUGCUAAUUGUCUUUCUCAAGAUCACCAUGCCGCGGUCCACAGGGGUUCUGGGCAGCAGCCGCCCCUACUGGGACUAUGUUGGCAGCAGCUAUCGGGGAACACAGGAUGACACACUGCAGAAUCCUUAUUGUAGAAUCAGUGGCAAGACACCAGUGACAAAAAAGUCAAGAUGUAGAAUCAAAGACAAGGACAAAGAGAUUUCAACAGAGAAGAUCACCCCAGAGAGGGAACAGGCAGCGGGACAGGUCUGGGUGGCAGACUGCGAGGGGGAGAUUGUUGGCUGCAUCUUCCGGGAGAAUGAGACUCGGGCGGGCAUCAGGAGGAUCUGCAGGGUGGUGACAAGCAGCUGGUACCGCAGGGAGGGCCUUGGUCGGCUACUUGUCCAAAGUCUGGAGCACAGACAGAGGGAGACUGGGGCACACAGGGUGUAUGCACAUGUCCCCUACCCCUCAAAGGUCGGGGAGGCCUUCUUCAGGAAACUGGGUUAUCAGCAGCUGGGGGAGGAAACUGAUGAAGAAGACAAGGAGAUGAAUCUGGAGACUCCAGAGAGAGGCUUUCUGGGAUACCCUCUCACUAAGGUGUUUUACAAAGACCUGUGAUUGAGUGAUGAUAGACUCAUGGAGUGAAAACGGUGGCAGUGAGCCCAGGAACAGCUAAAGGUAAUGAAGAGAUAACACAAGUGUUAACUGUGGGUCUCUGCUGAAGGUCGUGGUGUCGUUGCUGCAAAAUGUUUGGAUAUUUGUUUGUCAAGUUAAUAAUUUAUUGAAUAUUUGUGUUAUUUAUGCAAGUAUUUAUUUACUUAUGUUUUGCUUAUUCUUUUACCUUUCUAUCAUGUGAAGCACCUUCUCUCCAUUUCCACAAAACAAAUGGUUAUUAUUUAAGAAUUCAAAAAUGACAUCAUGAUGCCUCUGAUAUGCUGUUCUUUAUCAUUUGUAAUGAAGUAAAAUGUUUAUGUAAAAUGUCUGCUGUGAACUGUGUUU
Molecule: messenger RNA, 1913 nt
Organism: Toxotes jaculatrix (banded archerfish)
Lineage: Eukaryota; Metazoa; Chordata; Actinopteri; Toxotidae
Gene: nat14
Product: N-acetyltransferase 14 (GCN5-related, putative)
Exons: 3
Coding region: 711-1532 (273 amino acids)
Molecular function (GO): N-acetyltransferase activity
Source: RefSeq, a predicted model, not a curated record